Molecule: messenger RNA, 1490 nt
Organism: Plutella xylostella (diamondback moth)
Lineage: Eukaryota; Metazoa; Arthropoda; Insecta; Lepidoptera; Plutellidae
Product: alpha-N-acetylgalactosaminidase
Biological process (GO): oligosaccharide metabolic process; glycoside catabolic process
Cellular component (GO): cytoplasm
Molecular function (GO): alpha-galactosidase activity
Source: RefSeq, a predicted model, not a curated record
CAUCUUGUUUGUGUUGUGAUUUAUGAAAAAGCGAGUGCAGUCGUGGAAAAAAUCAAAACAAACUGAAAACGAUUAAGUUUUAAUACAAAAUAUUAAACAAUAAAACAUAAACCAAAAACUGGCUAUGCGAAAAAAUGCCUAAUUAGUUUUUAUUUAACUUUCAGCCUAGAAGUGAACAUGAGUUUGUGUUUCGGUGUUCUAUCACUUUUAAUUUUAUUUCCUGCACUUGUGGAUCUAUUGAAUAAUGGCUUAGCCCUGAAGCCUCCGAUGGGGUGGCUGUCGUGGGGCUACCACGAGUGCCAGGUUGACUGCAAAAAUACUACAGUCAGAUGUUUGGAUGAAAGUCUAAUAAUGUCAGUAGCAGAUCACUUGUUCAACGACGGCUACAUUGAAGCCGGCUACGAGUAUGUCAUCAUAGAUGAUUGCUGGUCAGAGCCACAGAGGAAUGAGUUCGGACAACUUGUGCCAGACAGAGAGAGGUUCCCGCGAGGGAUGAAGUUCUUGGCUGAUUAUAUACACUCAAAAGGCCUAAAGUUUGGCAUGUACACAAGCCUGGGCACCUACACUUGUAAAGGGUACCCGGGGAUCAGAGAUCACUUCGAUAUUGACUCCGCAACCUUCGCCAGCUGGGAUGUAGACUUCCUUAAAGUGGACGGGUGUUUUAUUAAAGCGGACUAUUUGAAUACAGGGUACAUAGAUUUAAGCCGCACUCUUAAUAAAACGGGUCGCCCGAUUCUGUACACUUGCAGUUGGCCGUAUUACAUACAGUUUAUAGAGAAUAAAAUGGUAAACUUUGAGCCUAUAGUGGAGCAUUGCAAUCUGUUUCGUACGUAUCACGAUAUUUUCCACACUGCGGGAAACAUUUACCACACUGUCAAGUUUUUCGAAAGUAGCUACGAUUUGAUGAAGAAGUACCACGGACCAGGUCAAUGGUUUGAUCCAGACAUGCUCCUUGUAGGCCGAGGGUUGAAUCCAACGAAAGGAAUUGACUCAUUCGGCUGGCUGCGUUUACAAAUGGUAGUCUACGCCAUGUUGCCCGCUCCGCUACUGAUCAGUUGCAACCUCGACGCUAUCAGUCAAAAAGAGAAAGAACUGUUACUGAAUAAAGACUUGGUAGCCAUCAACCAGGAUAUGAUGGCAGUGCCGGCUCAGCCGUUUGCUAUAGACCCGUUCCUAACCAUUUGGGUGAAGCCCCACGAACCUAAAAAGGGCAACAUGAACCCAGCUUGUUCGUUCGCCGUCGUCAACUUCCAUUUCCGUGACGUCACUAUCCCCUUCUUUCUGCACAAGUAUGCCGUCUGUGAACCGUUCACUAGGAGGUAUUCUGUGAUGGACGUUUUGAACAGAACAUUCUUGAAAAACAUAACAUCUCGGGAACCGAUACAUGUGACUGUCCCAUCCAGUGAUGCAGUAGUGUACACACUGUUUCCUCUGUGAUAAUAAUAAUAAUACAACAUGAGGAUGUGAACUGUUUCAAUAUGACAUGUAAU